Messenger RNA from Tupaia belangeri chinensis (Chinese tree shrew), 2464 nucleotides. RefSeq names its product DDB1 and CUL4 associated factor 7 (gene DCAF7). Gene Ontology annotation, molecular function: protein binding. The transcript is spliced from 7 exons. Bases 48 to 1013 code for a protein of 321 amino acids. Lineage: Eukaryota; Metazoa; Chordata; Mammalia; Scandentia; Tupaiidae. The record is from RefSeq and is a predicted model, not a curated record.
AGCGGAAGGAGAUCUACAAGUAUGAAGCGCCCUGGACCGUCUACGCCAUGAACUGGAGCGUGCGGCCGGACAAGCGCUUUCGCCUGGCGCUGGGCAGUUUCGUGGAGGAGUACAACAACAAGGUUCAACUUGUUGGUUUAGAUGAGGAGAGUUCCGAGUUUAUUUGCCGAAACACCUUCGACCAUCCGUACCCCACCACAAAGCUCAUGUGGAUCCCUGACACAAAAGGCGUCUAUCCUGACCUACUGGCAACCAGUGGCGACUAUCUCCGCGUGUGGAGGGUUGGUGAAACAGAGACCAGGCUGGAAUGUUUGCUGAACAAUAACAAGAACUCUGAUUUCUGUGCCCCCCUGACCUCCUUUGACUGGAAUGAGGUGGAUCCCUAUCUCUUAGGUACUUCAAGCAUUGAUACAACCUGUACCAUCUGGGGGCUGGAGACGGGGCAGGUGUUGGGCCGAGUGAACCUCGUGUCUGGCCAUGUGAAGACCCAGCUGAUUGCCCAUGACAAAGAGGUCUAUGAUAUUGCAUUUAGUCGAGCCGGGGGUGGCAGGGACAUGUUUGCCUCUGUGGGCGCUGAUGGCUCGGUGCGGAUGUUUGACCUCCGCCAUCUAGAACACAGCACCAUCAUUUACGAAGACCCACAGCAUCACCCACUUCUGCGCCUUUGCUGGAACAAGCAGGACCCUAACUACUUGGCAACCAUGGCCAUGGAUGGCAUGGAGGUGGUGAUUCUGGAUGUCCGAGUCCCCUGCACACCUGUCGCCAGGUUAAACAACCAUCGAGCAUGUGUCAAUGGCAUUGCUUGGGCUCCACAUUCAUCCUGCCACAUCUGCACUGCAGCGGAUGAUCAUCAGGCUCUAAUCUGGGACAUCCAGCAAAUGCCCCGGGCUAUUGAGGACCCUAUCCUGGCCUACACAGCUGAAGGAGAGAUCAACAAUGUGCAGUGGGCAUCGACGCAGCCCGACUGGAUUGCCAUCUGCUACAACAACUGCCUGGAGAUACUCAGAGUGUAGAGUUGGUGGCGCUGUGCCCAUGAGGCAGGGGCUCGUGUGUUGCUCGCCUCUGCCCCACCCCCAAAGUAAGAAGAACCCUGUUUCCAGUGGCCAGUAUGUCUUUCGUUGCUUUGCACCCACUGUCACCAGAAGCUGCUCUAGGAGUUCCUGGCCAGUCAGCCCAUGGCUCUGUGUGCCGGACUUAGUGCUUCAUGGCGCCUCCUCAGCCUAGGGCUGAGUUUUAAGAUUUUCUGUCCUUGCCUCUUCUCCCUUGGUUCCUCAAUUAAAAAGCUCUAUGUAUUCGUCUCUCAGCUGUCGCGUCAAUGGGCAGUACAAGCUCUGGCUCCAUUUAUGUUCGUCUGCCCCAGGUGUCCGUGUGCUGCCCGAGGCAGCCUUCCUUGUUCUCCGUGUCCACUUAGCACUUAAGUGACAACCAAUACAGUUUGCAGUCGACUUUCCUUCUAGUAUCAAUGUCUUUAACAAAUUUCAACUUUGUAUAUUUUUUAUCAGGCAAAUUUUUUUAUGGAAAGAAUUUUACUCUUCCUAGUUUCUUCCUUUGUUUCCUAGUUCUCCCUCUUUCACCUUCCUCUCUGCCCUCAGUGCCUGGAGCUGGUACUGGGUCCUAGACCCAUGAGCAGUUUUGCCUUCCUGAGUCACUGCCUGAGUGGUACACACCUGACCAGGAGUCCCAAACCACCUUGGUGCUGUGAACAGUCCACCGACUCAUCACACCUUUUCUCAGUCUGACUCUUUUCAAGGGCAUUCUGAGCUCCAGACAAACAUAGGAAGCCUCCAGCCACACCCUGAAGUACCUCAGUCCAGCCCCACUGGUAGCUUUUGGGAACACUGAGGUAGACAGAAGGAUUGGGGUGCUGGACUCUAGGGGACUCGUUUCAAGAAAGCUGAGCUUAGAGCUUAUUUCUAAUACGUAGCUUCCGAGUCUGUUUUUCCCUCCAAAUAUAAGCUCCAGGCUGUUCCAUUUUGUGUCUUAAAUGGUAGACAGGCGUGCUAUCUUAGCUGAACUUCGGUUUUCUGUUUGUUGAGUUUAUUGCACCUGCAGUGCAUUGGCCACACUUGGAUCGAGUGCUCGGAGGUGAAGAGUCUUCUUCAGAGGUACACAGACUGUGCUUCUGACUCUGAACAAAUCGUCGGCAGUAUGUGAGACUGGCAUGCCGCCAGGCAAAUAGACAGCUACAGCAGAACUCUCACCCCAGGGUCCGCAGCAAGACGCUCUGCCCAUGCCUGUCCACCUCUCCCGCCCCCAGUUGAGAUCCUGAGCCCUGCUGGAUUUGGAGGCGGCAGCUGUCUUACAGGCCCCAGGGGUCAUUUCCGUUACAUGAGCGAGUCCAUGAGGGGGCUUGUGUGUGAUUCCAAUGUCAGAUGAGUCUUGGGGGCAGGAAGAGUUUGUGACAUGCUCUGAGGGACGAAUUGGCCUGGUUUGUCAUGCUCGGCCUGAAGAUUUUUUAGACCCC